AUGUCUCAUCAGAUUGGUGAAAUAACGGUCGACAGGGAACCUGCAAACUCCACUCCCACAACAAAAGAAGCGAACGUGGAAACCACCGGGCAGGCUACAGCCAUAGCUAUCGCAGAAGCGGAUCUCGUGCCCUCUUUGAAGAAGCUACUUCAAGAACACGAGCUGGACCAAAAUUUUCCCCGGGAUAUCCUGGACCGAAUUCGAGACUUUCUCGAAAAACAAACGAGCCAUGAUUCAGCGACGGACCUUGAGUUGGCGCGGACUCUCCAUGACGAGUGCCUCAAGCAGAUAAACUUGGCAUUAAACAAUUCGGCAUAUCCAGAAGUACGCGCCGUCGUCGACCCCACCGAUGAUCCCACAUUGCCGGUAGCGACGUUCCGAGUGUUCUUGCUGGGCACAAUAUUCACCGUCCUCGGUACCGCAAUUCAGCAGUUCUUUUCGUUCCGCAUGCCAGCCAUCAAUAUCACGACAUAUAUCAUUCAGCUACUCUCCAUGCCCCUCGGCGUAGGCAUGGCCAAAUGGCUGCCUCGUCGAACCUUAACCAUAAGACACUGGACCUUUUCCCUGAACCCAGGUCGUUUCAACGAAAAGGAACAUCUUCUCAUCGCCAUCAUGGCAAAUGUAGCCUUUGCUGGGUAUAUGCAUGGAGCAUACAUUGCAAGCCCCAUUCAAGUUCUUUCACUGGAUCGCUUUUACGGAGAAAAGGUUCUCUCUAAUAGUUCUGCGUGGCAAAUCACGACUUUCAUUGCUACACAGAUGCUUGGUUACGGCUGCGCCGGCAUCAGCAGGAGAUUCCUUGUUUCUCCCCCUUCAAUGAUAUGGCCGCGGCCCCUUGCCAGUAUUGCCCUCACAAAAGCGCUACAUAAAGACGAUGCCGAUAAGGAGGCGCAGAAUGCACCCAAUGGCUGGACGAUUUCGAGAUACCGCUUUUUCCUCAUCUGUUUCUGGGCCAUGUUCGUGUGGUACUGGUUCCCAGACUACAUUUUCCAACCUUUUGCUCUGUUUAACUGGCCCACAUGGUUUUCUCCCAGCAAUGUUAAGCUCGCCAUAAUCAUGGGCAGUUCUUGCGGGCUGGGGCUGAAUCCUCUGCCAACACUUGAUUGGAAUGUUUCGACUCACUUUGGAGAUCCAAUUGUCACGCCCCUCUUCACAAUCGUCAAUUGGGCCUCCGGUAUGGCUUUCAUGGGACUCGUCAUAGCACCAAUCGUAUACUUCACCAAUGCAUGGCACUCUGGCUAUCUUCCCAUCAACUCAAACAAAGUCUAUGACAACUCUGCAAACCUGUACGAUAUACAAAAAAUACUCAACGCCAACAUGACACUCAAUGAAGACAAGUACAAUGCCUAUAGCAUCCCCUGGCUAUCAGCAAACAUGAUACUCAAGCUCGGCGGCUUUUUCAUUCUUUAUGUGGCUGUCCCUAUACACAUGUUUCUGUGGCAUCGGAAGCAAAUCAUACAGAGCCUUCGAUCGAUAUGGGACCGUAAGACGCGCGAAGAAGAGUUUAACGAUGUGCACAACACAUUGAUGCGAAAGUACGACAAGUGUCCCGACUGGUGGUAUCUGAUUGUUGUCGCCAUAGCGUUUGUACUGGCAUGCAUAUCUGUGACAGUGUGGCCAACAGGUAUGCCUGUUUGGGGUGUUCUGAUAGCCGUACUCUUCACAGCCUUUCUUCAGAUUCCCUUUGGCAUGCUCACAGCAAUUACCAAUAUCGAGCUACCAACAAGUAUCUUGUCACUCUUGAUUGGAGGCUAUGCUUUGGAAGGGAAAGCCAUUCCGAACAUGGUUUUCAUGCUAUACAGCUAUGUGUCUACCUCGCAAGCUAUGAAUUUCGUGGCUAAUCUCAAAAUGUCGCAUUAUGCUAAAAUACCGCCAAGGGUAGUCUUUGCCGCUCAAGUCUACGCCACUCUCAUCGCGGCGUUGGUUGCUUUUGCUUGA
Trichoderma gamsii is the source of this 1935-nucleotide messenger RNA. RefSeq lists its product as hypothetical. The transcript has 2 exons. Lineage: Eukaryota; Fungi; Ascomycota; Sordariomycetes; Hypocreales; Hypocreaceae. Gene Ontology annotation, biological process: transmembrane transport. The coding region runs from base 1 to 1935 and encodes 644 amino acids. The record is from RefSeq and is a predicted model, not a curated record. Gene Ontology annotation, molecular function: oligopeptide transmembrane transporter activity.